AUGUCUCACACCGAGACAAAUGGCUUCUACGACGACAACCAGAACAUCGACGAUGCUUCUCCCGAGAAGCAGGUUCUCUACUACAAAAAGAGAUUAGAAGAGCUUCAAGGGGAGUUUGAUGAGUACCAGCAAAGUAGUCGUGAGCUGGAGAAUGAACUGGAGACGCAGCUGUCGAACUACGAGAAGCGUAACCUUGAACUCGAGGUGAAGAAUCGGAACCUGGUGACGGAAAAUGAAGUGCUACGAACUCGAUUCGAGAGGAUAUCUUCAGAGAGUCACAACCAGCUAAAUGAUCUGCAAAGUAAAUACGAAAAAGUUUCAACUGAAAAUGAGCAGCUGAAGAGCUACAUCAGAGACUUGGAGCAGUCGAAUGAUGAUCUGGACAGGGCGAAGCGAACACUUGAUGCCACCCUCGCCGAGUUUGAUUCCAGAUUGAAUGAGCAGAUAGAGAGAAACGAGCUACUAGAAAGUGAAAUAGGCGAAAAGGAGCAACUUCAAGUGGUCAUACAGAGGCUAAAGGACGAAGCUCGUGAUCUUCGGCUGGAGUUGAUGAUUCAACAGGGCUCUAAGAACAAAAAGGCCGUUGUCGGAGAUGGUGAAUGCAACAACAGCACCGGCGGCACCACCCCCUCUGGCCCUCACCACCGUCAGUCGAAGGCAGCUGUACAUAGUAACAAUAACAACUCCUUUUCCGAGCGUCUAACGAACGGAAGCGGCGGUGGCGGACCAACGACGCCGGAGAGCAACAAAACAUUUGCCGGCGGCAGUCCGAACGGUAGUCCCAACUACAGUACUAAUACUCCGAAGCAGUCGCCCAACCCGAUUCCACUUCUCUCCGCCUCAUCGCGAAUCUCCGCGCUGAACAUUGUCAGUGAUCUGUUACGAAAAGUGGGCGCUCUGGAGUCGAAGCUGGCCAGCUGUCGCAGCAUCGUUCCCGUCUCGGCGACCCUCAUGAACUCGAAGAUGACCUCACCGGUGAAGGGCAGCGGCAGUAGCACCACCGGCGCCACCAAUAACAAUGUCGAUACUAACUCACCUAACUUUAUCCUCCAUCCCACACCGGAGUGGAUCGAGAGUGUCAUCGUCUGCUUCAAGGCCAAGUUAAAGUGCAACAAUGAGUUUAUCAUAUCGAUAGGCUGUCUGGAGGACGGCCAGGGCGGACGUACAACCGAUGAUCUCGAGACUUGUCGCGAAAACGUCACCGACAUUGCCAGAUCAGUCGACGCCGACUGCACUCUGCUCUGCCGAAAGCGAAUUGACUCUUCAGAAUUUUACGUGGACGAGUUCUUAAUACGGAAGAAACCGGAGCAGAAUGACUUUCACGAGGUCAGAGUCGCCGUUCUGGGCAAUGUGGACAGUGGCAAGUCGACGCUGCUCUCCGUGCUGACGCACUGUGAGCUCGAUAACGGCCGUGGUUUGGCCCGGCAAAAGAUCUUCAGGCAUAAGCACGAGCAGGAGACAGGCAGGACAUCGAGCAUCGGCAAUGACAUUCUCGGCUUUUCCAGCACAGGCCAAAUAGUGAAUCAGCCCAUUCUGCAUGGCAGCAAUAAUCUCAACUGGACAAAGAUUUGCGAGGAGUCCUCCAAGGUCAUCACCUUCAUCGACUUGGCCGGCCACGAGAAGUACCUAAAGACGACCAUUUUCGGCAUGACCGGUCACUGCCCUGACUACGCUUUGCUGAUGAUUGGCGCCAAUGCGGGCAUCAUUGGCAUGACUAAAGAGCAUCUCGGUGUCACCCUUGCGUUGAAUAUUCCCGUCUUUGUGGUGAUCACCAAAAUCGACAUGUGUCCGCCAAAUAUUCUCCAGCAAACGCUUACCAACUUGAGGAAAGUACUCAAAUCUCAGGGUUGUCGGAAGAUACCCAUUCUGGUGGAGAGCGACGAAGACGUCAUCAUAUCUGCCUCUAACUUUGUCUCUGAGCGACUGUGUCCUAUUUUUCAAGUUUCCAACGUCACUGGGAAGAACUUGAACUACCUGAAAUCGUUCUUGAAUCUGCUCAACUCUCGCUCCCCUAACUACGACGACAGUCCAAAGGAGUUUCAAAUCGAUGAAAUCUACGGAGUUUCAGGAGUCGGCGUAGUGGUCAGUGGACUUACAUUGAAAGGCGUCAUCUCCACAAAUGAUACCCUCAUGCUGGGUCCCAACUCGCUGGGCCAAUUCAUUCCCGUUUCAAUCAAAUCAAUCCACCGGAAAAGAUUACCAGUGAAGGAAGUCAGAAGCGGACAGACGGCUUCGUUUGCUCUCAAAAAGAUUCGCCGAAAUGAGAUUCGCAAAGGCAUGGUCAUGCUGUGCCCUAGUCUCGAGCCAAAGGCGUACUGGGAGUUUGAAGGCGAAAUUCUCGUCUUGCACCAUCCAACGACAAUCAGCACUCGUUACCAGGCGAUGGUCCACUGCGGCAGCAUUCGUCAGACGGCGCAAAUCAUCGAAAUGAGCCAGGAGUGCCUGAGGACAGGCGACAAGGCGAAGGUGCACUUUCGCUUCAUCAAGAAUCCCGAGUACCUACACCCAGGUAUGCGGAUCAUCUUCCGAGAAGGCAGGACAAAGGCAAUAGGCAAUGUCAUCAAGCUGCUGCCUGGAGCUGCACCACUUGGAUAUACAUCAAAGAAUAAACCACGAAACAGUAAAAUUGAGAGGUGA
Rhagoletis zephyria (snowberry fruit fly) is the source of this 2637-nucleotide messenger RNA. Lineage: Eukaryota; Metazoa; Arthropoda; Insecta; Diptera; Tephritidae. The record is from RefSeq and is a predicted model, not a curated record.